UGAAAAUCAAACGUUCUAUUUUUUUCGGCCAUUUUGUUUCAAAAUUUCUCUCAAUUUUCGGCUUAUUUUCGCCAAAAACAAACUGAUGUUUGCGUAACAUUUAUGAAAGAUGAAUGUUAACGCAGAUUUGAGUAACGGUAGUGAGUGGGAGCUGAGUAAAGAGAACGUACAGCCUUUGAAAAGAGGACGAAAAGUUGCUAAUCUGACCGCUGCUUUGGGCUCCAGUUCUAACGACUACCAGUCAAAGAUUCACAGAGAAAAACAAGCAUUUGAAGCUGAUAUCAGAACGUAUGAAGGUGRUGAUCCACUGGAAGUUUGGCACAGGUACUUCUUAUGGCUAUGUGAAAACUUCCCAAAGGGAGGUAAAGACCAGAUAACUCUAUUGGAAAAAUGUAUUACUGUGUUCAAAGAUGAAGAACAAUACAAAAACGACCAAAGAUAUUUAGAAAUCUGGAUGCGAUAUGCUGAUCUUUCCUCAGAUCCAAUGGACGUAUAUGAAUACAUGCACAGCCAAAGUGUCUGUAGCCAGCUUGGAAAUUUCUAUAAAGCCUGGGCUUGUGCUCUUGAGGAAUUAGGAAAUAUGAAGAAAGCUGAUGAAGUAUACUGUCUUGGUAUAUCCAACAACGCACAGCCAUUAGAAGUACUACAGCGGCAACACAGGGCAUUUGAAAGGCGUCUUGCAGAGAAUGUGACCAGAGAUACUGUACAGAACUUUAACAAUGAAAAUGAAACACAGAGAACGGCACUAGGAGGUCUAAAGAGCCAUGGAAAGAAAGGCACAGUAGGAGUGAAGAGGACUGGAAAUGCUACUCUAUCCAAUAAAGUUGGUGGUCUUGGCUAUUCCAAAAUGUCUGGUAAUUCCAACAGUGCUGGUUUCACAGUGUUCUGUGAAGAUGACAACAUGUCUGGAAUGAGCAGUCUUCCUCACCCUACAGGCGAGUGGCAGGUCCCUCCUACUAAACCUAUCACUACUAAAGAGAACACUCAAAAACCAGGCAAAUGGACUGAAUCUAAGCUUCCUCAGAAACAUCAAAGAUCCAUUCCAGUUGAUAAUGUUGGUACAAAACCGUCUUUUUCUGUUCACAUUGAUGAUGAAAUACUUAACAAUCCACCAUGCACUCCUCAACAUGGACAUGUCGUGAUGGACAAGGUGCUUAGCUCCAGAAAACCUGAAAAAGAUUCUACCAGUGAGCUACUGAAAAAUUUUGCCAAGGGAGAUAAUGAAGAUAAAAAGUUCAAGGUGAUGUACUGUAAAGACAAGAUCUACACUGGAGCCAGAGAAUUCUCAUUUGAACAGCUCCGAGCAGCUCGUAUGUUGUCCCGUCUUGCUGGAAGACCCUGGUCAAUUCUGUACCCCGCACAAGAAAACCAGGAUGAAAGAAAGUACAAAGUUAUGUAUCCUAAAAAUGAAGUGUACACAUUUGAUGAAGAACGGCCUCUUGAUGAAGUCCUAUUAAAACGAUACUUCAAAUAUAAAAAAGCAAGGCAAGAAAGGGUUCAAAGCAGAGCUGCUAUGACACAACAGGUUCGUACAAAUACCAUGAUUGACAGUGACACAAAUAUGUCUGAUGAGAAUGUUGAACCAAUGGACUGCCAAGAUAUAAAACCAACACCAGCUCUUAAUGUUCCUACUGGAUCAGGGUUCCAAGUGUAUGAUGAAGAAACUGGAAAUCUUGCUGGUAAUGGUCAGGUUGCAUCAAGGUUCCAAGUGUACGAUGAAGAAACUGGACGUCCUGCUGGUAAUGGUCAGGUUGCAUCAAGGUUCCAAGUGUACGAUGAAGAAACUGGACGUCCUGCUGGUAAUGGUCAAAUGACAUCAGGGUUUCAAGUGUACGAUGAAGAAACUGCAAAUGUUGCUGGUAAUAGUCAAAUGACAUCAGGGUUUCAAGUGUAUGAUGAAAAAGCCAGAAAUCUAGCUGGUAAUAAUCAGGUUAAAUCUGGUUUCCAAGUAUAUAAUGACCAAGAAAACAAUAGUGAAAAUCACACUGCAAGAAGAGGGCUGUCAUUCACUGAUGCCAGCGCAGAAGGCCAGUUGGUUUUAAAAGAUAAAAUCUACAACAAUGAGUUUCCAAAUACAAUUGCCGACAAUGCCAUGCCUACUGCUGAUAGCACAUCUUCCGCCUUCCAUCCUGUAUCCAAAGGAUUGCAGGUACGACAAACAUUAAAAGAACGGGCAGUACCUCAUGAGGAACCAUGUACAGCAGUCAGUACCAGUUGCCAAGGCAACAGAAUGCCUGUCGCCAUGACAACAGAGAUGCAACAACAGCACACUUCCAUGACACCUACUAGCAAUAUUUUUAGUGCCCUGAAUCAACAAUCGGCAUUUCACCCAGUUACACCUGGAAAUAAGAGUGUGGUUGAUCGCUUCGGUAGUCAUACUCCGGGUUCUGUGGAUAAAUACUAUCCAUCGCCUACUGUAAACACCAGAGCCGCACAAGAAGCAGUAUUAGCAAUGUUUAACAAUCCACUGGGUGUGGAUAGUAAUGAUGACCUACCAUGGAUGAACAGACAACAGAUAGCUGCACCUGACAAAGAUUUUGAAGCAGCUUUCUGUAAUGAUAACAGGACUGAGAACUUAGGAGCAGGGCUUUUUGGAAUGCAAGUAGCCAGCUUUACUCCGUACGUUGAUUCAGAACCUGAUAAACAAGGUCAUGGAGAUAAAAUAGAAAUAUAUGAUGAAAACCAAGAAAACCGGCCGCCUAGUGAUUAUGUCCAAGAAAAAUCAAAGCGGCCCGUGUUCGGUGUUCUGCAGCCUUCUGUUGGGAUCCCUGUGUGCCCUAUAGAGGAAGAAAAAGAUGAAGACAUGGAUGAUGAAGAUGUUGAAAACCUGCCACCACAGGCUGAACAAUACAACAAAACACUACGAGAUGUUACUGAAGAUGCUAAUGCCUUCAUGGUGACAUCUAGUUUCAAGAUGGCCGCUCACAUGGCAUCGACGCCUUUCUCUCAAGGUUUAGAACCACCUUCAUUCUCAGUGAGCACGAUAAACCCCCAAUUAGAAAUAGACUUUGCUUCUGCACAUGUUACAGAGGAAUACAUCGCUAACACAUUCAGUUGCACACCAAAUAAGGUCUUGAGUCCAAUAUUUGAAAGAAGUGAUGAAGACACYAGGUCAACAACUGGCUCUUCAUCGUCUACUGUCUCUGGUCGAGGUAGUGUAUCACAUCACAUGCCUCCUACUGCCAGCCAAUUAACUUAUAUUUCCAAAGACCAAACACAUAACCAUGGUAACCAUUCUAUAGUAAGGCAAGCUAAUAACAAAGAUGGCACAACUGACUUGAAUCCGUUCAGUGAUGAGGUGGUACAAGCAUUGCUACUUCGUGUCGUACCUUCUGUCUCGUCAUAUGAUGGAUAUUACAGUUCUCAAAAAUACCAGAUUCCCAAGAUAGCUCCAAAUCUCGCUGUCAACCUAGGUGAUGAUGAUCUCUAUCAAGUAGAGCGGUGUAUAGGAACUGGUGCUUUCUCCAAAGUCUUCUGUGCAGUCAAACUAAAUGCUCAUUUAUCUUCUGAUGAUUUCAGUGACGAAAAUGAAGUGACGCUCAAGGUACAAAAGACCCCUAAUGACUGGGAAUUCUACRUGUGUCGUCAGCUGCACACAAGAAUUGAUCAGAUGGAAUAUGCAAGAAAUAUGCAUGCAUUAUUCAUGAACCCCAGUGAUAUAUACAACUAUAUUGAUGGUUCAGUAUUGRUGGACCGGUAUGACCGUGCUGUAACCCUUCUGGACGUGGCCAACAAGUACAAGACGUCAGGAAAGACCAUYGAUGAAAGAGUAGCUGUUCUCUUUGCCAUUAGUCUAUUGCGCAUGCUUAUAACGAUGCAUCGCUGUAAUAUUAUACAUGGGGACUUUAAACCAGACAACAUUCUCGUUCUGGAUAGCGAGUCAUUCAAAGAUGGUAUGGACCUCAAGUUGAUUGACUUUGGUCGUAGUAUUGACCUUCAGUUAUUCCCGCCUGGGACGUCAUUCAACGUCAACUGCUAUACCGAUGGAUUCCAGUGUAUUGAGAUGAAGACCCAAAAACCUUGGACUACACAGGUGGACACGUAUGGUCUACUAGGAACAUUGUACUGUCUGAUCCAUGGAGAAUACAUGAAGGAACACCAAACAGAUGGUAGAUGGAAACAGAACAAGAGUUUCAAACGCCACUGGAAUACGAAGCUAUGGAUAAAACUUUUUGAUUCUUUCCUCAAUAUGUCUGGUCAAAAUGACAUGCUAUCCCUGACUGAACAGUUACUGGUAGAUUUUGAAAAUCUGUUGGUGGAACUCAAGGACAUCCAACGAGCAAGAAAGGAACACGAUAUACUGAUGCACUCAAGAAGCUAAGACCCGUAUGUAGGGCCAAGAUCCCGUCCCCAUAACACCAAACAUUUUUUUAUAUAUUCUGCGUUAAUUUUUAGUUAAUUCUGCCUAAACAAACGACGCAAAUCUCAACGUGGGAUAAGAAAAGUGAAAAAUAUUAAUGCGUUCCUUCAGAGAAACGAUUGGAACUUCGCAAUAUUCCUCAUUUGUUUUGCCUCUUAAACUUUAUCGACAAUUCGGCCCAUUUUAUUCACUAUUAGCUGCUCGAUGUUCAAGUUGUUUUCAAUCAAGUGUACGACACUGCAUACGAUGAGAAUCAAGUCUCUGGUUUCACAAUAUCAACGACAUAAAUGCUUUACCUUAUAAUGGCUAUUAUUCGUUUAAAAAUGAAUAAACGAGCAAGAUUUGUAAUCAUGAA
Actinia tenebrosa (Australian red waratah sea anemone) is the source of this 4715-nucleotide messenger RNA. RefSeq lists its product as uncharacterized. Gene Ontology annotation, cellular component: nucleus. NCBI's taxonomy places the organism in Eukaryota, Metazoa, Cnidaria, Anthozoa, Actiniaria, Actiniidae. Gene Ontology annotation, molecular function: ATP binding; protein kinase activity. The record is from RefSeq and is a predicted model, not a curated record. Gene Ontology annotation, biological process: meiotic sister chromatid cohesion, centromeric; mitotic spindle assembly checkpoint signaling; protein phosphorylation.